AUGGGCGGCAGCGAAACCAAGGAGAUUCAUCACUACCAUGAGGAUAAGGAGUCCAAAGAGCUCGCUCGACAAACCCAAGAGCAGAUGGAAACUCUGCGCGGGCAAAUGGAGCAGGAGAAGAGGAUGCAGGCCCAAACGGAGCAAAGGCAUCAAGAAGCCUUGCGCAGAGCUGAGGAACUCCGUGCGGAUGAGAAAGCAGCUGCGUUGCAGCGCCUCCAGCAGGAGCAGGAGAACCGAAAGAAGGACGAAGAAAGAGCUCGUGCGGAAUUGGAAAAACAAGCUCGCGAAGCUGAAGAGCGCUUGGCCCAAGAACUUCAGAGACAGCGCGACAACGCGCACAAGGCCAAGCUUGAGAAGUGGCAAAGGCUGAAGCGAGACUAUCCGAUCCCAGACUUCCUCAAGAACUACGUCAAUGAGGUGAGUGAGAAUUCAGCAGCGGAUGCUGAUCGCGAACUUAAUGUGAAUGUGGCUCUGCUGGGGGAUUCAGGAACCGGCAAGAGUUCCCUGAUCAAAGCCAUCCUGAAGCAUUUCGGUGUCGACUUGCCUGCAGAACAGAUGCCCCGAAUCUCUAUGGAAGGAGAUGGCACGCUUGAGCCUAGCCGAUUUCCACUUGCCGUCCUAGGUCAAGUCUCUCUCUGGGAUCUGCCCGGGCAAGGAACUGCAAAGAUUCCAUCCCUGACCUACCUCUGCAACAUGGGCCUGAAGUACUUCGAUGCCAUCUGCAUCGUGACUGAUGGUCGUUGGUCCGAAGGUGAUGGCACCCUGCUGGCAGCCAUUCACUACGCAGGGAUUCGUUGCUUUGUGGUUCGCAGCAAGGUGGACCUUGCUGUGGAUGCUGGUGCUGAGGACAAAGGAUGGAGCCAAAGCAAGACCUUGUCCCAUGUCCAUCAGCAAUUGCAGAAGCAAACCCGCCUGAAAUCACAUCGCAUCCAUCUCCUGACAUCCAGGGAGCGCUUCUGGAAGGACUUCGGUUCUGUGGACGACUUCGCAACCGUCUCAAGCAAGAAGUGCAAGCUUCUCUGCGGGAUGAGCCCGUAG
Symbiodinium sp. CCMP2456 is the source of this 1038-nucleotide messenger RNA. Lineage: Eukaryota; Dinophyceae; Suessiales; Symbiodiniaceae. The record is from the annotation of a GenBank genome assembly.